AGGGAAGAUCCAAACGACAGGUGGUGCCAAAACUCAUGAUUUGAGUGUCGAAUCCAGUAAGUCACUCAUAAACGAACCCAAGCACAAUGUGGACGUCCAAACUCACAUUGAUUUUGGUUUGGGCUCUGAUAGUCAUCUUGAACAAUUUUGUUUCUGCUGCAAACGAAACUUCACAAUCCGCCCGUGAAGGAAAAAUCCUGAGUCUGUUCAGCAUUGUACAGUUCCGAAAUUCGCCAUGUCGAAGCACCAGCAUCUUGACCAAGGGAAAUGGUGGAAACCGAAAUGGAACAUGCUUCACCACAGCUGAAUGUAGUGAAAGAGGAGGAUUUGCUUCCGGAACUUGUGCCUCAGGGUUUGGGGUUUGCUGCUUAUUCCUUGUGGACACUUCCGGAGGUUCGACCAAUACAAAUUGUUCAUACAUUCGCAAUCCAGGAUUUCCGAGUGCCGUGGCUGACGAAACAGCAGUGACUUACACAAUAUCCAAAUGCUCGUGCAAUGUUUGUUACUUGAGAUUGGACUUUGAGUGCUUCACCAUCCUGGGAGCAGGCCAGACGGACGAAUUGGACAUGGGAGGCGAUUGUACGGACCAAUUUACCAUUGGAACCGUCACCAACGAUAACUUGCCCGUGAUUUGUGGCCAAAAUACCGGACAACAUAUGUAUGUUGAUAUGGGAACUGGAUGCGGGAACGUGGUGGCGUUGAACUUCGCCUUCAACGGAGCCUCCAAUGAGCGUCUGUGGGAAAUUAAAGCCACUCAAAUUCCAUGUGGAUCAGACUACACUCCGCCAGAUGGAUGCCUCCAGUACCACACCGAGCUCGAUGGACGGUUUACGACCUUUAACUUCUUGCCCACCAACGACAAUCACUUGGCCCAACAACAGUAUUCAAUCUGCAUCCGACAAGAGGAAGGCUUUUGCUGCAUUCAAUACAUGGUCUGCAAUGACGUGGCCGAGACCGGCAUGACCUUGAAUACAAAAGCAAUGGAAAUACCUAUGAUGGGAUUUACCGACACCUAUUGUUCCAUGGAUUACGUGGGAAUUGCGGGAUCGGGCGGGGUUUGCAACACAGCUCCUGGUGGGGCACUCGUGAGUCGAUACUGCGGAACAAAGCUGAACUUUGUAGACAUGUCCAAAGAACAUGCUCCUAUUUGUGAUUGUACUGCUCCGUUUGCGGUGGAAAUUCGAACUGACGGUAUUUCGGAUGUUGUGGGAGAUACCGCCAAUACGGCCAAAAGUAGAGGUAUCUGCCUGGAGUAUACGCAAAUCCCAUGUUGAUCCAUGAUUUAUAGUUAAAUAAUCACUCAGAUGUAUUUGCACACCUAUAUGGUAUAUAUGAAUAUUUAGAUGUGUUUAUUUUCUUAAUAAAACCUGCAGUAACCAGCGACACAAGCAGAAUCAUCGUUGGUCCUGUCUCAAGUACUCAUAUGAUUGAGUUGGAUCACGGUGUUGUUCAGCUUGUAGAUGAGGGG
Molecule: messenger RNA, 1468 nt
Organism: Tigriopus californicus
Lineage: Eukaryota; Metazoa; Arthropoda; Copepoda; Harpacticoida; Harpacticidae
Exons: 12
Coding region: 87-1274 (395 amino acids)
Source: RefSeq, a predicted model, not a curated record